AUGGCUGCUGAUGUGAAACGUUAUGUAACUUCAUGCCCAGUCUGCCAGUUCACUAAGCCGAGUCAGAAGAAGCCUGCAGGUUUUAUGGUCCCCAUUGUACCUCAAAAGCCCUGGGAGUACGUGGGUGUUGAUUUCGUUGGGCCGCUUCCUCGUACCCCUACUGGUAAUGCGUAUCUGCUAGCUUUUGUUGACUACUUCACUAAAUGGGUCGAGAUAAGCACAGUCAAGGAGGCCACAUCUCAAGUGGCGGCAGCCCUUCAAAGGAGUAUGGAAGAGAUGUUGGAUGCAUUCAGGGAUGAAUGCUGCAUUACCUACUUGGAUGACAUUCUCUGCUAUACCAAGACCUUUGUGGAGGAUGUUGAGGGCGACUGCAACGUUUUUAAAGCACUCAAACAUCAUGGUGUGAAACUGAGAUAUGAGUUUUGCAGACAAAAAGCCCAAGAUAAUGUUGGCCUGAAAGUGAAGAAGAAGAAGAAGAAAGACGAUGCAGAUUUGGUUCUGGCAACAAGGGAGCUCACCGAUAGUGAGGUGGAGGUCCCUCCUGAAGCUUCUCUCCUGCAGGAGGGAGAAAACUCUGAGGAUCAACCAGGAAGCUCUGCAGUUAGAACCAGAACAAUACCAGACAGCAAGAGGUCCACACUGAAUACUCGCAUUCAAGAAAGUGAAGUGAAACCCCAGAGCUUCCAGAUUGCCAUUAACAUCACAGAAGCCAGACAGCUUGUCGGGGAAAACAUUGACCCAAGUGUAGUGAUAGAGAUUGGUGAUGAGAAGAAACAGACAUCAGUCAAGGAAGGAACCAAUGCUCCUUUUUAUAAUGAGUAUUUUGUGUUUGACUUCUUUGCCCACAAAGAGGUCUUCUUCGACAAAGUCAUGAAGCUGACGGUUAUACACUCUAAAAUGCUGAGGAGUUUCUGUAUUGGAUCUUUUAAGUUGGAUAUGUGGACAGUCUACAAACAGCCCGGUCACCAGUUUAUCAAUAAGUGGGCAAUGCUAACCAAUCCUGGUGACAUUAGCACUGGGAUCAAAGGUUAUGUCAAGUGUGACAUCAGCAUUUCUGCAAAAGGAGAUGCCAUGCAGCCAGGACAAAAAGCCAGUGAUGCUGAGGAACAGAUAGACAAGAACCUGUUGAUUCCAGAGGGUUUUCCUUCUGAACGACCAUGGGCUCGUUUCUGUGUAAAGGUGUAUCGAGCUGAAGGCCUCCCUCGCAACAAUUCCAGCAUCAUGGCCAAUGUCACCAAGGCCUUCAUUGGAGAAAACACAGCACUCAUAGACCCUUAUGUUGUUGUCAGCUUCUUCAAACAAGUGGGUCGCACAUCCACUCAGAGAUCCACAGCAGAUCCAGUUUGGAAUGAGCAGAUUGUCUUCACAGAGAUGUUUCCUCCAUUGUGCCAGAGACUGAAGAUUCAGGUUUGGGAUGAGGGAAGUAUGAAUGAUGUUGCCAUUGGAACCCAUUGCUUUGACCUGAGAUGCAUCUCCAAUGAACAGGAUGGUGACAAAGGGUUUUUACCAACAUUUGGUCCUGCUUGGAUCAACCUUUAUGGUUCUGCCCGAAACUUUUCUUUGGGUGAUGAUACAGCGGAACUCAAUGAGGGCAUUGGAGAAGGCGUGUCUUACAGGGGCCGUGUCUACAUGGAGCUGGCAGUGGAGAUUCUAUCGGGAGGGACAGGUUCAGAUUCCAAACUUAGCAAUCUAGUCAAGCCUGUAAAAGAUGCUAAAGCAGGAAAACCUGGAGGGAAGGAUGGGAAGAUCCCUGCAGGAGGAGGGGGAGGAGGAGGCACAGGAGUAUUGGGUGAUGAUGACAAAGGAAAAGUUGAAGUAGAGGUCUUAUCUGUGGAACCUCCUCUUGUGCUCAAUGCAGAUAACAAUGAGAGCUUCCUGCUGUUUGGUGUACUGUUUGAGGCCUCCAUGAUUGAUAGGAAAAUUGGAGACAAGCCUAUAAGCUUUGAGUUCUCUCUCGGUAACUAUGGUAACAUCUUGGAGUCUGCUCCUCAGCCCAUGAUGAGUGCCACCAGUCCUGCAGUCACUCGGAGGAGAAGAGCACUGGAUGUCCCAGAUACUAGUGAUAUGUUUGGUUCUUUCCCUCUAAGCACCUCUCCCACCAGUCCUACCUUCCCACUGCUACCCAGAGAAGCUCAAGACACUACCAUGAGCUCAAAAUCUGCCACGCCUCCAGAAAAACCACUCAUCAUGGAUGGAAACAGGUACUACAUGCACUUACCCCUGGAGAUGCGGAAGCCGUGUAUUAAUGUGCUGAGUUACUGGGAAGAUAGGACUUACCGAAUGCACAACUCAAACAUGUUGGAGAAUAUAGCCGUUCUUUUUGAGGAAGGGGUGGUCAUUGCAGGUGAACUCCACAGGAAGGCAGAUCCAGCAGCCAAGCCCAUGUUGAAAACUGUCCUCCAAGAUUUUUGUAUAGAUGCCAGGAGGUUCAUUGCAGCAGCAGAGGCCAAGUUGAAGGCUGAGCUAAAGUCAAGUUACCUAACACAGCUGGACAGGAAACGCCUCACUAUGUGUAAACAGGAGCUGGAGACUAUGAUAGGAGAGGCCCAGUCUCUGGGAGAGAGGAAGGGAAAAGAUGGUGGUGUGAAAGAAAUGCUUCAGGAUGCAACAAAACUCACACAUAAACUUCGCUUUCUUGUGGAGGAGCCCCAGCACACAGUACCAGACGUGUUUGUGUGGUUGCUCAGCAACAACAAGCGUGUUGCAUAUGCCCGGGUUCGAACCAGAGACCUGUUGUACUCCAGCAGCCAGGAGGCCCGUGGAAUUAACUGUGGCAAGGUUAUAACCCUGUUUCUGAAGCCUCCAGGGAAGCGUGUUGUAGGUUUAUCACUCCAAGCAAAGCUGGAUGUCUAUCUUUGGUUUGGAGCUUGCAGGGACUCUAGCCAUAUGCUGGACAACCUGCCUGCAGGAUUCAUUCCAGCUACAGGGGGGGCUGAUGCCAAUAGCCCUCCAACAUACCUGCACUGCAAAGAGCAACAUCAGUUCCAGUUGAGGUGCCAUAUGUUUCAGGCUCGUGGUCUGAUUGCUGCUGACAACACUGGCUUGUCAGAUCCUUUUGCACGAGUCACCUUUCUGUCACACAGCCAAACCACCAAUAUUAUCAGUCAGACUCUCAGUCCUACAUGGAAUCAGUGUUUGCCAAUGAGCCAUCUUCUACUGAGUGGAGAUUUGCAGUACAUCCAGGAGGAGCCACCACGUGUCCUCAUAGAGGUCUAUGAUGACGAUGCACUGGGAAAGGCUGAGUAUCUAGGCUCCACAGUGGCAGUGCCUAAGGUCUGUCUGUCCUCUGACCCCUACACACCUCCGACUCUGCAGUACAGCCCUUUGCACUGUGGCAGCCAGCCAGGUGGAGACCUGUUGGCUGCAUUUGAACUGCUGCAGAUCUCAGAGUACGGCCAGCAGAGUCUGACCAAUUUAGAGGAACAGGAAGGAGGGAUCUACACAGUUCCAGCAUAUAUCAGGCCUGUUCUCAGCACCUACAGGCUAGAGGUGUUAUUCUGGGGUCUGAGGGAGCUGAAGAAUGUUCAACUCCUGUCUGUUGAUAGGCCACAGGUCUUUAUAGAGUGUUCAGGUAAAACUUUACGCUCUUCUAUUAUUCAGAAGUACAAGUCCAACCCAAACUUCACCACAGUGGUUGAUGCCAUAGAGCUGGAGUUGCCAGAAAAUGAAAAUCUACAUCCUCCUCUCAGUAUCACUGUUGUUGACUGGCGUGCCUUUGGUCGCAGUACGCUGGUUGGAAACCACAUCAUCAACAACCUCAAAUCUUUCAAACACAGUCCAGCUCUUUCUACGCCCAUACAGAUACACAAACAACCCAAAGAUACAAACACCCCUGGACCUGCCAUGACAUUGCAGCAACACAGUACUGAGGGACUGUCACAAGAUUCUGGAGAGAUGAGUUCAGCUGUAAUACUAACUAACCAGGAUAUCCUGAUAACUGUAGAGGAUGAAUCCCUACCCCCUGCUCCACCACCUGCUCCACCCAUCUUUAAGCAAGAUACCAGGAAGAAAAGGGAGAGUAAGUCAAAGACCACCCGUGGUCGUUCCACCAAACGCAGGAAGCGGACCAUUGCUGAUGAAUCAGCCGAGAGUGUCAUCGACUGGUGGUCCAAAUACUAUGCCUCUGUAAAGAAAGAGGCCAACCAGAAGGAUGGCUCUCCAUUUCUCCAGGUCUUUGAAAAAGCUUUGUCGUACCACAGCUUGCUCAGCAGUGGAAUAGAAUUUUUGGUCAGCCAGUCAGAUGGAGACAAGAAGAAGAAGCAACUAAAAGGAAAGGGAACUUCGGAGCCCAGCAUCGGCCAGCAUACUAAAUUAGCCACACUAAAGCUGUACAGCAAGGAGUUGGAGUCAGAGUUUGGGCCCUUUGAUGACUGGGUGAACACAUAUGAGUUGUUCAGAGGGAAAGCCAAUGAGGAAGUCGGAUCAAAUGAGGAGAGGUUUGUUGGCAAAUUUAAGGGUCGAUUUUGCCUCUAUAAGCUCACUGACAAUGAGGAGGAGGACAGGGAUGAAGCCACAGACACUGGGCAGUUCAGAGUCAACAGAGGAAUCCCUCCCAAUGUCCCAGUCCAAGUCCUCAUACGGGUUUACAUUGUCUGUGCCUCUAACCUGCACCCAGCAGACCCAGAUGGGAAGGCAGAUCCUUACAUUGUUCUUCGACUUGGCAAAAAUGAAAUCAAAGACAGAGACAAUUACAUUCCUAAACAGCUAAACCCUGUUUUUGGAAGAUCUUUUGAGAUGCAAGCUACAUUUCCUCAGGAGUCUCUGUUAUCAGUGCUGAUCUAUGACUAUGACCUGGUGGGAGGGGAUGAUCUGAUUGGAGAGACCCGCAUUGACCUUGAGAAUCGAUUUUACAGCCGACAUAGAGCUACCUGUGGAUUACCUACUGAGUACAGUCUUGAGGGUUACAAUGCCUGGAGAGACUGUCUGACACCAUCAGAGCUGUUGUCAAAGAUGUGCAGAGAGAACGGCGUGGAUGGUCCUCACUUCAGUCCAGGGCGCAUCAUUGUGGCAGACAAAGUUUUCACUGGCAAGACAGUCUUCAUGCAUGAAGACCAGCCAGUGGAGUCCUAUGAGCACUUGUCACUGAAGAUCCUUCACCGCUGGGCCGAGAUCCCAGCUAUUGGGUGCUCAUUGAUACCAGAGCACAUUGAGACCAGAACUCUGUUUAAUAAGGCCCGGCCUGGAAUGGACCAGGGUCAGGUCCAGAUGUGGGUAGACAUGUUCCCAAUGGACUUACCACAUCCAGGACCUCCAGUGGACAUUUCACCACGAAAACCAAAAGGAUAUGAGCUGCGUAUCAUCAUCUGGAACACAGAGGAUGUCGUUCUGGAUGACAACAAUUUCCUUACUGGUCAACAGUCCAGUGAUAUUUAUGUCAAGGGCUGGCUGAAAGGUUUGGAGGAUAACCGACAAGAAACUGAUGUGCAUUACAACUCUCUGACUGGAGAAGGAAACUUCAACUGGCGCUUUGUGUUCCCUUUCAGCUACCUUCCUGCUGAGAAGGUAGUGGUGGUGAGAAAGAGAGAGAGUAUUUUUUCUCUAGAUAAAACAGAACAGAAGAUUCCUGCUAUCCUAAUUCUGCAAGUCUGGGACUUUGAGACACUCUCCUCUGACGAUUUCCUAGGCACACUAGAAUUAGAUCUCCAUGGAUUUCCUCGGGGGUCAAAAACAGCCAAGUUAUGCAAGGUGGACAUGUUGACAGAGGGGACUGAGAGAAUAUCAAUCUUUCAGCAGAAGAGAGCACGAGGCUGGUGGCCCUUCAUCAAGUCAGGAGAGCUAACAGGGAAAGUGGAAGCAGAGUUCCAUCUUGUGACAGCUGAGGAGUCGGAGAAAAAUCCUGUUGGCCGUGCCCGCAAGGAGCCAGAGCCACUGCCGAAACCAAAUCGUCCAGACACCUCUUUCUCAUGGUUUGUUAACCCUUUCAAGUGUUUUUUUCACUUGGUGUGGCAAAGCUACAAGAAGUACAUCAUCAUUGCUGUCAUCCUUCUCAUCACACUGCUGUUCCUUGCUUUGCUCUUCUAUACACUGCCAGGAGCCAUCUCUAAUAAGAUUAUCAGCGGCUAACCUCAACAGUGACCUAAACUAUAUAUGUGUACACUGUAGUUCUAAACUUGGCAACUAAACUGGCAAGAAAUUUUGUAUAGUUGGUCCCCAGGUUUGCACAUGUCUCAAGACGGAUUUUGGCCCACUCCAUGACUUUAACAUGCUUCUUCUUUAGUCACUCCUUUGUUGCCUUGGGAGUAUAAACAGUGAGAUGCUUUACUGAUCCCAAAGGAAAUUAGGGAAAUUGGGAUCUCACUACGUCUGUAAUUUUUAGAAAUAUUGUAUAGAUGCAAAAACAAAGCAGUCUUAAAUCUUUAAUAUGUGCUUUAAAUGACGUAUCUUGGUCUAAAAUCUUGGGUGCGGGACAAUACAUUAAUGUCUCCUUCAAUAUGCAUGUGAUGAAAAGUGAAUGAAAAGAUCCUGUGAGAAGUGUAUAAAGUUGUGCAUAAUUUUGAUUGCGUGAUAGGCGGUUAUAAUGAUCAUUUGUGUGCAUAAAACAUUUGAUGUCUCAUGUUGUUUUGUGAUAUGUUAUUAAAAAGAGAGAAUAUGAUGGAAUAAACGUUCAUAAAGAUGGAAUGAUACACCUCUCUAUACAGGAUAAAAGCUAUAGUUUUUUGUUCCAAAAGAAAAGGACUUUUAUGUGAUUACUGUUUCUGAAAACAUAGCGACUGUCUUAAAAAAAAAACAAUCUAUGCAUCUGAUACUUUUUCCACCUAAAACAUCCAAAGUAGCAAUUAUUUCACCUUCGUGCCAGAGAGAGAUUUGUUCAGGUGUAUCUGAUAAUGAAAAAAGCUAUUACACAAAUAAAAUCGUGAUGUUUACUAUGUAUGUAGCUGUGGUUCCAAAAUAAGUGUACAGAUGUGUGUA
Molecule: messenger RNA, 6909 nt
Organism: Archocentrus centrarchus (flier cichlid)
Lineage: Eukaryota; Metazoa; Chordata; Actinopteri; Cichliformes; Cichlidae
Gene: fer1l6
Product: fer-1 like family member 6
Exons: 48
Coding region: 1-6063 (2020 amino acids)
Biological process (GO): plasma membrane organization
Cellular component (GO): membrane
Molecular function (GO): nucleic acid binding
Source: RefSeq, a predicted model, not a curated record